AUCGCUGGAGUGAACAACUUUGGUGUCGGAGGAGUGAACGCCAAUUGUCUUCUCGAACCUAAUUAUAAGGUUUGCGAUGAGAAUAGCCUUAAGAUCGCCGACACUAUCCCCAGGAUUGUUAACAUCUGUUGUCGAACUGAGGAAGCGUUGAAUAAUGUAUUCAAUUUCAUUGAGAAUAAUCCACAGAAAAUUACUCGAGAUUUUCUGGCCUUAAUGGCCGAAACUAUGCGCGUCGAGCCAUCGCUUAAUUCAAGUGGAUUUCCAUAUAGAGGUUCGAUGAUUAUAAAACAAUUGGCUGAUAAUCAAUAUGAGUAUAAGAAACAGUCGGCAGUGUUUACACUCAAAACACAACGACCCGUAUAUUUCCUGUUCCCCGGUUUGGGCGGACAAUGGGUUGGAAUGGCUAAGGCUUUGAUGCCAAUCAAGAUAUUUGCCGAUAAGAUCGAUGAAUGCCAUGAAGUACUCAAACCCCACGACAUAGACUUAAAACAUCUCUUAUUAUCUGAUGACAAAAAUUCAAUGUCUAAUAUGACGAACAAAUUCUGUGCCACAACUGCUAUAGAAAUAGCAUUAUGUGAUGUUAUCCUCGCUCUCGGUAUUACUCCCGACGGUAUUAUUGGUCACUCUUUCGGCGAAAUAGCGGCCGCUUAUGCCGACGGAUGUCUUGACACACGAGAAGCGAUGUUAGUUACCUAUUAUAGAGGACUUGUGACCGAAAGUGAUAAAAAGAUACCGAAAGGACUGAUGGCUGUCGCGGGUCUGUCUUGGAAUGAGGCCAAGAAGUUGUGUCUGAAAGGAGUGAGUCCUGUCUGUAAUAACGGAAAGGACACAGUCGUCGUCUCAGGACUAUACAAUGAAAUGAAGCAAAUGAUUGAAGAUUUGAAUAAGAAAGGAGUAUUUGUUCGCGAACUCCAGAGCCAUGACAUCCCAUAUCAUAGCGAAUAUCUCAUUACAUCGGCGAAGAAACUGACGGACGAACUGAAACAAGUGGUUCCCAAUCCUAAACUACGCUCAAAGAAAUUUAUUUCAACCGCUGUUAUCGAUAGUGAGGGCGAUAUCGCGUUAAAGACCGCGUCGGCCGAGUAUUUCGUCCAUAAUCUCAUAUCUCCCGUCUAUUUCUAUAACAAAUUCAAACACUUGCCAUCGGAUGCCCUUAUCCUUGAGAUCGGACCGCACGGGCUGUUCGGCAAAGUAGUGAAGGAAACACUAGAAUCGGGUACUUAUGUGUCGCUCAUUAAAAAGGACUCAAACGAUACAAAUCUUGAGAUGUUUUUACAAUCGAUCGCAAAGUUGUAUGAAUUAGGACUCAAUCCUCUAAUUGAGAACCUAUACCCUCGGGUCGAAUGGCCGGUCGCCAGAAGUACUCAAUCCAUUAGUUCUCUAUUGAAAUGGGAUCACGAUUUCAAUAAUAAUGUCCGUAAAUAUCCCGACUAUCACUUCAGAUCAUACGCUUCUGACAUGAAUGAAGUUUAUAAUCCGUCGCAAAGUAUUAAAGCGUUUCUUCCCGAGCAUUGCAUUGACGGCAAUGUCUUAUAUCCGGCCACCGGUUAUCUGAUGCUCGCCUGGAGACGAAUGUCGUGUCAAUACGGAAAACUAUGGAACCAAUUGCCGGCCAUCUUCGAGGACGUCCAGUUCCGGAGACCCAUAUUUUUGUCGGACACCGAUAUGACUAGAAUUAAAGUCAGAUAUCAUGAAACUUCAGGCGAGUUUACAAUCCUAGAGAGCGGUAACGUUGCGUGUGUGGGAAGAGUCCGCACAACCGAUGAAUACGCUCUGAGUUUGCAAAACGUUUUGGUCGACACCGAAGCCAAUAUGGAUAAGGAGUUUGAAGUGAAUCUGACCACAAAUGAUCUCUAUAAAGACCUCAAAGUCUUGGGCUAUGAUUACGGACCGAAGUUUAGACGCAUUCGUUCGGUGAAGACAAACAAUUUUGAGACAAUUCAGGGAGAGAUC
Molecule: messenger RNA, 1953 nt
Organism: Medioppia subpectinata
Lineage: Eukaryota; Metazoa; Arthropoda; Arachnida; Sarcoptiformes; Oppiidae
Source: the annotation of a GenBank genome assembly